AUGGCUGAACUAAUUGCUGCUGAUGUAGCCAUAUUUCUCUUAGAGAAGCUUGGUACCACUGCUUACAAACAAAUAUGCUUAGCUAGAGGCUUGAAAGGCAACAUAGAAAAGCUUAGAGAAGACAUUCGUAAGAUCGAAGGCUUCCUCAUAGAUGCCAUAGAGAAUCAAGUGAAGAAGGAUGAUGUAAUUGACUGGCUCACACGGCUUAAAAAUGUGUUUCUUGAUGCUGAGGAUGUAUUAGAUGAAUUCGAAUGCGAAAAACAGCGAAGAAAAUUUGUGGAAGAGCAUGGCAGUCCUAGUAGAAAGAAGGAAUAUAUUGGUAGAGACGAUGAACAGAGAAAGAUAGUUGAUUGUUUGAUUGAUCAUGUUCAUGUUCAUGAUCACAAACUUUCUGUUAUUCAUAUUUAUGGAAUGCCAGGCAUAGGGAAGACUGCACUUGCCAAGCUUGUUUCUCAAGACGAAAGAGUGAAUCGUUAUUUUCAGCUUAAGAUUUGGGUGUCAGUUACCAAAGAAUUGGAGGUUCACAAACUCCUUGAAAUGAUGCUCGAUUACAUCACGAAGAAAAAGAACAAGAAUUCAGCGAAAGAUCAUUUGAUUGCUGAACUUCAAGGGUAUAUAAAGCAGAAGAGAUUUUUGUUGAUUCUGGACAAUGUUUGGGAUGAGGAUGAGGAAAAAUGGGAGGAGUUGAGUGGUUAUUUAAGAGGAGGUUGUAAAGGAAGUAAAAUUGUUAUAACCACACGUAAUGAACAACUCAGAAUUCGGUGUAUGAAACCAGAUUUUUCUCACAAAGUGGAAGGCCUUUCACCUGAAUAUUCUUUAUCCUUGUUUCUUCAACAUGCAUGUGUUGAGGGAGUACGAGACAUAAAUCUUCGACAGAGGCUUAUCGAAAUUGGUAAGGAAAUUGUACUCAACCAGUGUGAAGGGGUUCCUCUAGUACUGGAAAAUUUAGGGAACCUAUUGUACUCAGAUUCGAAUGAGCAAAGUUGGAAUCGAAUUAAAGAAAGUAAGAUAUGGGAAUUACAAGGUCUCAUGACUAAAGUUUCUGCUACACUUCUACUAAGUUAUCAUGAUUUGUCAUUCGACUUAAAGCGGUGUUUUCUUUGUUGUUCACUUUUCGAAAGGAGAAAGGAAAUUUGUAGUUUGGAACUGAUUCAGCUUUGGAUGGCACAUGGAGUUCUUCCAAUAGAUGAAAGCAAAUGUUUAGAAGAUAUUGGACAUGAAGUUUUUAAUAAGCUUCGUUUGAAAUCUUUCUUCAAAAAUGUAAUCAACCAUGGAUGGUAUUAUACAUUCCAUAUGGAUGAUAUCAUCCAUCAGUUUGCAUUAUCUGUUGCGAAAAAUGAGUACCUCAUGCUGAAAACAUCUGUUGAUGAAUCAGAAGUUCCAAACACACUUCGACAUCUAGCAAUCAGGCCAGAUGGAAUUCCAACUGAUCGAGAACUUGACAACGAUGAUGAUGAUGAUAAUAGCUGCCAUGGAGUUGAAGUUCCCUUCACCAAGAUGAAAAGUGUUCGAACCAUUAUUUUCCCAGGACUAUCAUCGAAACCUUCAAUCAAUUUCUUCUUCAACAAACAGCUGAUCAAGAAUUAUGUCAACCUCCGAAUGUUAGACCUGAGUAAAUCAUCUUUCGAAACGUUGCCCAGUUACAUCGGUGGAAUGAAGCGUUUAAGGAGCCUCAACCUGUCAUGGAAUUGUAAACUCACCAAACUUCCUGAUUCCAUCUGCAAGCUGCAAAGUCUGCAAUCUUUACAGCUUCAAGGGUGUACCGAGCUUGAAGGUCUUCCAAAGAACAUAAAGAAUCUAAGGGAAAAUCUCAUAUUUCUUUCCAUAACUACCAAAGAAGAACUCUUUGAUCAUGACAAUGGAAUCCAAUACUUGACUUCUCUUCGAACACUAAUGAUUGAUGAGUGCCACAAGCUGCAGUUGUUAUCCGAUAAAGUAAUAGAAUCCCUUACAGCAUUGAAGACUCUUGUGAUUAGUAACUGCAAGAAGCUUUUGUUUUAUGAAAAACCAAAGAUCAGUCCUACCAUAAGACUUCAAAGACUGAAACUCUCCAACUUACCAAAAGCAAAGAUUUUUCCUUCAUGGAUUGAAGGAUGUAAACAGAGUUUACAAUACUUGUGGCUCUCUGGCUGUUCUAACUUAUCAAUAACAGAAUUGCAGCUACAGUGGCUAUCAAAGAGAAAGUCUUUUAUGGAAAUUCAGAUCACUGACUGCCCACAGCUUCUGUCAUUAUUACCUGAUGAAAUGCAUGGUGACGACAUUGUUGUAAGAAUAUUUGGUACUUCGACUGAGGAUCAAAAGGCUAUGAAUUGUCAAUUUCGACAACAGAUUGAGCAGCAGCAGAUCAUGGUUAGCGAGAAGUCAUUAGAAGAAACUAGUACAGAUUCUGGACUGAGUGAAAAAAUUUGGACUGAGGAUGAGAGUUUUAAGCUUAUUCAGACUAUGUUAGAUUUAUACAAGAGCAGAAAACUCAAAGCUGAAGAGAUUAAUGCCAACCCAGCUGAGCAUUUGGAAGCUAUCAAGAGAUCAUUGGUAGGAAAGUUGCCUCAGUUAUCAAACAUUCCUACAGAACACAUCGAGUCUGAAAUAAAGUUUUUAAAGAAACGUUUCGAAAUUGUCCAUGAAAUAUUAAAUGGACAAUGCAGUAAUGAAUUUACAUGGAACUCGUGUAAAAAGAUGGUCACUGCAGAAGAGAUAGUGUGGGAUGUAUACAUCCAGAUUCAUCCAGAGGCAAAUGAAUUCAGAAAUAAACCAUUUCCAUUUUAUGAGGAGUUGAAAGAGCUAUACUCUUUAACUGUGGAGGAUCAAAAAAUCAUCAAAAAAUCGAUUGAGAUUGAGAAUAAAGACCAGGCUUCUACCUCGUCUUCAUCGUCAUCCUCUCCAGAAGCUCCAAAAACCAUGAGUGAUGAUGAAACUGAAGAAGGUAAGAGAGAGGACCUCAUUCCACCGCCGAUGGAUCUUGUGCCUUCGAUAACAUCAUCUGAUAUUAGUUUGGCAAAAAAGAAUGAAAAUGUUUCUGGCUUUGGUGAGAUUGGAGAGGCAAUCAAAGAAGCAGCUCGUAUUAUUGCUGGAGAAAUGAAAGAUCUUUAUGGUGGAAUUGAUGCAAAAAUUGUGAAACUUAACAAUGAAUUGACGAAGAACACUACCCUAACGAUGACUGAGAGACAUAAAGCUACCAAUCUCAUCAGCCAAAACAAUGGUUUUCUUAGCAUUCUAUUCAGUCUUCCUGACCAGGAGAAAGAAGAAUGGGUCAGGACUCUCCUCAAGGACUUUACUUAGUAUCUAAUCUAUUAAUAAUGGCAUAUAUCUAUGCAUGUCAUCGUUUAAGAUUAUGAAUUUGACAUUUUUUUGGUUAUUUUAAAAGACUUUUUAUUAAGAGGUGAAGAAGAAGAACUGUGUUAUCUAAUGUAUAAUAAUGGGAGCUUAAUCUAAGUUGUUUUGUAAUGUUUAUAAAUAAUCAAUUCGGCUUCAAGUUGAGUUUGCUUA
Messenger RNA from Cannabis sativa, 3486 nucleotides. RefSeq names its product putative disease resistance protein RGA3. The transcript is spliced from 4 exons. Gene Ontology annotation, molecular function: ADP binding; protein binding. NCBI's taxonomy places the organism in Eukaryota, Viridiplantae, Streptophyta, Magnoliopsida, Rosales, Cannabaceae. The record is from RefSeq and is a predicted model, not a curated record. Bases 1 to 3279 code for a protein of 1092 amino acids. Gene Ontology annotation, biological process: defense response to other organism.